AUGGAUAAUCACCACAAAAACCACUGUUUUCUUCUGUUUCUCUUAAUUCUUCUGUUGGCUUCUUCAAACUGCCAUUCAUGGAGUUGGUUUUCUUCUUCUUCUUCUUCUUCCGAAGAGACUCAUAAUGAUGAGUACUCGGCUUCUAUGGUCUCUGAAUUCUCCAUAGAAGCAUUCAAUGACCAGAGAGGAAUCGGGCGGGUCGAGAACGCAAAGAAUAAUAUGGUCAGCCUGAGUUCUUGCUGGCAAAAUGCUUAUCAGCAUCUCUUUGCCGGGUGCUCGGAGAGCUUGGCCGUCCACGAGAAACGGUCCAGGUUCGCUUGGCAUCUCAGCGAUUGCUUUCAAAAGGACUCCGGCAGGCCUUCUUUUCCUUUCUGUGAUCCGAAAACUGCCAUGGCUAAGUGCCUGAAAAGUUUGAAUGAGUAUGAGCAUAAGGUUUACCUCGAAUUCUACCUCGAAACGAAUACAAUCUGUCAUCAGUUACAGAUUCAUGCUUUCAAACAAGAAACUGAGAGACUAGUGAAUGAACUGAAGAUUUCAGCCAAUUACGCGGAAGAAAAAUUGGAAACCAUUGAAGAGAGAACAGAACAUCUUUUGCAGGGCUCAAAUCAGAUACACGAUUCUCUGAAUUCGAUAGAUAUACGAACACAACAAGUUGCUCAAACAGCAAGGAAUGUAGGAGAUCAUAUUGAUGUUGUGUUGAAGCAUUCGGAGGCAGUCUACGUGCAGUCUAGGAAGAUAGCAUCUACACAAGCAGAGCUUCAAGAAGGGCAAGUAGAAUUGAAGAAUAAUUUAAAAGAAGGAAUGGCAAUGCUUCAGGAUUCUUAUAGUCAUUUGGGACAAGAGAUCGAUAACCUGAAAAAUGAGGCGAUUGAAAUAGAGGAGGAGAUAAGUAGAGUUGGAAAUGCAAUGACAUUAAAGAUGGAACAUCUUCAAAGCAAAGCUGAUGACAUUGGGAAUAUGGCUGGG
Morus notabilis is the source of this 966-nucleotide messenger RNA. RefSeq names its product protein GAMETE EXPRESSED 1-like. Lineage: Eukaryota; Viridiplantae; Streptophyta; Magnoliopsida; Rosales; Moraceae. The record is from RefSeq and is a predicted model, not a curated record. The transcript is spliced from 2 exons. The annotation marks the transcript as partial.